Messenger RNA from Lolium rigidum, 805 nucleotides. Its product is annotated as haloacid dehalogenase-like hydrolase domain-containing protein 3. The coding region runs from base 1 to 798 and encodes 265 amino acids. NCBI's taxonomy places the organism in Eukaryota, Viridiplantae, Streptophyta, Magnoliopsida, Poales, Poaceae. The record is from RefSeq and is a predicted model, not a curated record. The transcript has 3 exons.
AUGGCGCUGCUGUCGAGGCUGCGCCUGGUGACGGUGGACGUGACCGGGACGCUGAUAGCCUACCGGGGGCAGCUCGGCGACUACUACUGCACGGCGGCGAGGUCCGCCGGGAUGCCCUGCCCCGGCUACACGCGCAUGCACCAGAGCUUCAACGCCGCCUACGCCGACAUGGCGAGGAGGCACCCCUGCUUCGGCCACGCCUCCGGGAUGCCCGACGUCGACUGGUGGAAGACGUGCGUCAGGGACUCCUUCGCCAGGGCUGGAUAUGUAUACGACGAUGGCACAUUUGAGCAGAUAUUCAGGCGAAUCUACUCUGUUUUCGGCACCCCUGCCCCGUACUCCGUCUUCCCUGACGCGCGACGCUUCCUUAGAUGGCUGCGCGACGAGAAGGUCACGGUCGGGAUCAUCAGCAACGCCGACCACCGUUACAGAGACGUAGUCCUGCCUGCACUCGGAAUGAACCAGGGGUCGGAGUGGGAUUUCGGGGUGUUCUCGGGCGUCGCCGGCGUCGAGAAGCCCGACCGGAGGAUCUACGAGAUGGCGCUGGAGGCGGCGGGCGGCGUGGCGCCCGAGCAGGCGCUGCAUAUUGGCGACAGCAUGAGCAAGGACUACGCGCCGGCGCGGGCCGUCGGGAUGCACGCGCUGCUGCUGGACAGGUUCAGGACCGCCGACGCCGAGAGGUGGCGGCGGGCCGGCGCGCCCGUGCUCCCGGACCUCGUCUCUGCCCAGCAUUGGCUCACCACCGGGGACCAUUCUCCUCCGGCAGUGGGGGAACCAAGAACAGCUGAGCGGGAUUAAUGGCUGA